CUACAUCCACAAAUAGUAGCGGACUCCAAUAUUGUUCAUAAGUUCCGACUGAGCCAGUCGCUUUAACAUCGGCGUAUUUAUUUACUGUAAGCCCUCAUCGCUUACUUCAACACCGACUCCCUAGGCAUUGCCCAGAUAACCGUAGAAACUGGAAUCCAGUAAUGUUGGGAGGGGGUGUGCGAAAAAGAGCUCCGGCUUUUGCAAAACUGAAAGGAACAACCUCAGAUGCAGUGAACAGAAUGCAAUUUGCAUUUCCCAACUAUCUGAAGUAGCGGAGGGGUGCUGCGGAUUCCAGUAGCAGUUCCAAUUGGUUGUCGGAGUGUUUCGAACGCCUCUCGCCUGCCCACACUCCUGUCCAUCCGAGGCUGGCAAUGCUGCUGUUCGUGUUAUUCCUGAGUCGGUGGGGGAGGAGUCAGGGAGACACUCGCUUCCUCCAACUUGCCUCAUGUUGCCGAGAGGCCAGAGCAAGGUUGGUGUUGACCGAGUCCAGAGCUUACACUGCACCGUUUAAAUGGGGGCUAACGUUCAACUGGAUGAUUUUAUCGCUGGCUGGAUCGGAGGUGCGGCUAGUGUGAUCGUAGGCCACCCCCUGGACACGGUGAAGACUCGCUUGCAAGCCGGUCAGGGUUACAACAACACAGUGCAAUGUGUGCGAACAAUCUUUAGAAACGAACACGUGGCUGGCUUUUUCAAAGGGCUGUCCUUUCCGUUAGCGAGCAUCGCCGUCUACAACUCGGUGGCGCUCGGUGUGUACGGGAAUGCUCAGAGGUUCAUCUGUCGCUAUCGGUACGGGGAUGACCUCCGCCAAAGUCCCGCUCUCUCGGACGUGGCGGCUGCGAGCGCCGUGGUGGCUCUUGUCACGGUGGGCAUUGGUGCCCCGGUGGAUUUGGUCAAGAUCAGACUCCAAAUGCAGACUCAGCCUGUGAGGCCAGCUAAACUAAACUUGGUUGGUGCGAGUGCCAUGCACUCCCUUGCACUGAAUGAUCAGCCUCUAUACAGGGGGCCUGUGCACUGCAUUAGCAGAAUACUGCGGACUGAAGGCAUUGUUGGACUCUAUCGAGGUGUUGGAGCCAUGUACCUCAGAGAUGUUCCAGGAUAUUGUUUAUACUUUGUUCCUUACAUGUUACUGUGUGACUGGAUGACACCCGAGGGGAGCAAAGCACCCAAUCUAUUUUGUGUGUGGUUGGCUGGCGGAGUGGCAGAUGAUUCCUCCAUAUCCAGUUCCUCAGACUCGCACCCAAACACAUCACUGCCUCAGAGGAGGAAAGGGAGGAUGAUGAUGCGGUGCCUGGUGAGGGGAACAAUUUCAUGGGGUACUGCGACUCCCAUGGAUGUUGUCAAGAGUCGCCUUCAAGCGGAUGGAGUCAGUGAGACAAAAUAUAAGGGGAUAGUGCACUGUAUUCAACAGAGCUAUCGAAAGGAAGGACUGAAUGUAUUUUUUAAAGGAGCAACUGUGAAUGCUAUCCGUGGAUUUCCUAUGAGUGCAGCCAUGUUUUUCGGAUAUGAGCUCGCACUGAAAGCAUUGCGAGGUCAAUGAACAGAAAAAUAACAUUUGACUUCUGAUGAUUAUCAAACUUGGCCAGUUACGUAGAUCAAUGCUCAGAUCAAUAAUAGAUCAGAUUUACAAAAAAAAACUCAUCUUCCUUUUGAUUCUUGAUUUCAACCUGCCAAAACUCAUUGUCAGAAACAACAUCAGGCACUACAGAGACAACUUGGAAUGAUGGUGUGUUUCAAAUGUGAUGUGCUGUCUUCCCUGGGGAAAGGAGAAUUGCUGGAUUAAAGAACAUCAGCAAACAUUGAGGAGCAAACCUCAGGAAGGACCAUUAGACUUGAAACAUGGACUGACUAACUGUCAGACAAAGGUUGCCAGAUCUGCUGAGUAUUUCUGCCUUUCACUGCUUCUGUUUUCAAAUUUUGAGCAGGGGAGGAGGGUAGGGAGUUCAUUUGCAGAAAUACUGGGACUUGAUUAUCAUCUUGGUUAUCAGAGUGGUGUUGCCAAUUGGAGCUGCAGGUGUUUUUGGAGAUUUUAUUGCAAGUUUCCAGUCGAUUGUCCCUCCUCCAUCCAACUGCCAUUUUAUAAUUAAUUUUAAAAUUAUUAAAAAUGAAAAAAGAAUUUUAACAGUUUUGUUUUUCUCGCUGUGGCUGCUAGGAGUAAUAAUUUAUUAAUUGUAUUCAUAUUCCACCAGCUGCCAUUGUAGGGUUUUAACCUAUAUCCCUGUAGCAUAAACAUGAGUGUAGCUGGUGAUUUAUUUUACAUUCCUGGAGGCACCAGGAUGAUCCUGGAUAUUUGGCUACCCUAUAACCAAGUGUUUUUGAUGGAUUCAAUAUACUGAGUUGUUAUGAUCGCAUUACUGCACUCAGUUUGAUUGGUAUCAGUAAAUCACUGUAAGAGAAAAACCCAUUUGCAGCUCAGGUUGAGGUUCUGGAUGGGAGUUUGCUCGCUGAGCUGGAAGGUCAGUUUUCAGAUGUUUCGUCACCAUUCUAGGUAACAUCAUCAGUGAGCCUCCGACGAAGUAUUAGGGCUAGGCACAAACAUCCAACAAAAAAAAAAUGAUGCUAGUGGCGAGAAGAGUUAAUAUAGACUUUAUAUGACAAUGUACAACUGUGUGACAGGUGGACAGAAAGAGCAGAGGAUUGGGGAAGGGUAAAUCCAAAAAUGGCAGGGCAGAAGCUGGCUAAUUGAAUUUAUUUUAGACCUGAGAAUGUGAGUAAUAUGUUUUAUAUGAAGCAGGAGGUAUCUAGUCUGCAUAACUGAAAAUGUAUGCUGUGAAUCAGAUAUAGAUGUGUUUGCAUGUGAAAGGGCUAGUAUAUAAAGUGUGCAUGAAGGACAGUGGCUGAAUACAGGAUGUACGAGAGAGGAUGAAGCAAUAAAAUUAUAGAAGCAAUAAACAGAAUGAAGUGAUACAGACACACAGGGCACCUGGAGGUUUUUCUCCUGCAAAUUUCUCUUUGACGUCCAGAGUAUUUUCCACUACCGUAAUGAUCUUAGUUUUGCCAUUUCAUCAGUUUAUGUAAGAAGGCAAGGAGGGGAAAUAAUAGAUGGGUGAGAAUUUGAAAGAUUGAUGAAUGCACAGGCUAGAAAGGCUAAAGAUAUUUUCAGUUUCAGCUAUCAAAAGGAGGUUGCAUUUAUAUUUUGUCUUUAAAUUAAAAAAAAGAAAUUACACCAUAUAUAGAGAGAUGCGUUGGUUGUAGUGUGACUUUCCUUCUGCAAGAUGUCGUAUUGCCACCCUGCUUUAUCCAUGACAAUCUACUGUCACUUAGGAGUGCCAGUCUUUCAGUGUGUAUUAUGUGUUCUGAUUCACUGGCAGAUAAGAGUUCAAAGACUUGAUCUAGGGGCUAACACACUGUGCUAAGAUGCUAAACAAGGUGAACUGUGCUUUCAAUGACUGAUUCUCUGGGCACAAUUCUAUUCUAUAGCAAAACAAGAGUCUGUUUCCCAUAAAGUGUGCUGGUGAAUUAUCACAAUUGAAAACUGCUAAAAAUACACACAGGUGCAGAAAUUAAACUAAAGAAGUCAGAAAGGCAUUUUUUUGUCACCUGAUGUGUUGAUGCUCAAGAAAGGUAAUUCUGUCCUUUCUCCUCUGUGGGUUAGUGUUUCAAAUGAUAUUCAAAUCAUGUGAUCAUGUUGACUUGUGUGUUACAUCACAGCUGAUUAUGUGAUAAAGCAGGAUAAUGUUAUUUAUAACCUUCAUGGUGAUAUAUGUGUAAUUAUAGAGUAUAAGUCAAAUAAAUCUUCAAGUCUCAAGUAGAGUUGUUUUUACUCUGUGUAAAAACAAAAUUGAUAAGAGUUUUGUAAAUCUCUAAUGUUUAUUUGUAUGUGUUCUUGGCAAGAGUUUCCUUAUUACUAAUUUACUGUUAGAUACGUCUUCCAUUAUCUUUUAUCAAGUGAUAAAGCAUAUCUAUCUCAAAACAUAUUACCUUAUUUCCUUGUAAGUUAGAUACCAUGUAUCUGUCUUCUAUACACUGAUGUAAAAACUGUUUAUGACAGGAGGCCUUUUCUAUGUAGAAAGUAAUUGCUUUGCUGUUUGUAUUUUAUACUACUUGAUGCUGCUGCCCAUAGUUAAUGAAUAAAAUUGCAUUAUAGCACAACCUUAAGGAAUAAACAUUUAAUCCAUUGUUCUGUUGUGUCCCUGUUCCUAUCUGGGUUGUGGCAUUAGUCAGAAGUAAUCAUAUCUCUGGAAAGACAGUUACACCCACAAUUAUGUUAUAUCUCUUCUAAUUUGUUGGAAAUGUCCUCGAAACAAGUUGGUUUGUUGCUGUCUUGACUAAUGCUUAUACCUGUCAGAAACAGGAACAUCAGGAAGUAAGGGAUGACACUUAAAGAUCUAUGCAACAUGUACUGAACUUAGAGAUUUUUUCAAUGAUUAAUUUAGCCAGAACUACACUGAUCCUCAUGAUAUAUGGUUGUCAUUUAUCAUGAAACUAAUUUAAAAAUGUUAAAUACUCCAAAAUGUUGUGCAGUGCAUUAACAGUACAGUGUUAUUGAAUAGGCCAGUUACAGUAUCAAAGAAGAGAAAACAAAAUACUUCCAAAUUUCCUAUUUUUUUUCAAGGAAGAGGUCUGCUUAUCUGGCUGUUGUUGUAUCCUUAGUGAGUUUUAGCACACUCAAUUUGCUUUGUUUUAUAGCCAUGGAGGAGUGAAGAUAUAGCUUGAGUAAUAACACACACUGUAGGUAGUUGCUAAGGGGCAUGGGAGUUUACAGCUCUGCUUUUCUGUGGGGUGACUUCUUUAUAAUGGAAACUUCUAAAGAAAGGAUGGAAAUUCAAAAUGUGAGAUGUUUGUGUUUACCAGCAUAUGUUGGUAACAGAAGAUUAAUUAUUAAUGCAGGUUAGUAAGAUAUUUAGAAUAAAAAUAUAAUGUUAAACAGGCUUUGAAGUUAAAGCCAGUGAAAUAAUAUAAAACAGAAUAAAUAAUCAGUGUAUUUAGAAGGUAUCGUUGCA
Messenger RNA from Stegostoma tigrinum, 4940 nucleotides. It is a transcript of the gene slc25a48, whose product is annotated as solute carrier family 25 member 48. The transcript has 8 exons. The record is from RefSeq and is a predicted model, not a curated record. Gene Ontology annotation, molecular function: transmembrane transporter activity. Gene Ontology annotation, cellular component: mitochondrion. Lineage: Eukaryota; Metazoa; Chordata; Chondrichthyes; Orectolobiformes; Stegostomatidae. Gene Ontology annotation, biological process: transmembrane transport. The coding region runs from base 512 to 1537 and encodes 341 amino acids.